AUGGAGCGUCCAAUGGGACAAAAAGCAGCAAAAAGGAAGGGUAAGGCAUCAGAAAUUCCAAAUGCAACGCAAGAUGCAAAGAAUAAAAGAGCAAUAACAAUGGACAGCCUUGCGCAAGCUAAGGAGGACGAGCUAGAAUUAAGGAUAGUGCAAAUGAUGAUGAAAGACACUUCUAUUAUGAACGAUAGUCAACGAGAUAUUCAUGAAAAAUAUUAUGCCCUUGGAAAUCAUGAUGAAUAUUUCCAAAUGAGGGUCGAUGCAACUGGUAAAAUGGGUCUUUCACCAUUGCAGAAAUGUACAUCUGCUAUUCAAAGAUUUGUUAAGGGUGUCAAUGUUGUAUUUGGCACUGAGUAUUUGAGAAAGCCUAACAACACUGAUGUUGAACAUCUUUUACAAAUGGGAGAGUCACGUGGCUUUCCAGGUUCAAACAAUGACAUUAAUGUGCUAAACCAAUCCAACGUGUUUAACGAUAUUUUGGAAGGACGUGCUCCCAAUAUGCAAUAUACAAUCAAUGGGACACCAUAUAAUAUGGGGGAGAAAAGAAAAAAAUUAUUUGCUCAACAUCAAGAAUCGGCUAGAAAAGAUGUGGAGCGAGCAUUUGGAGUGCUUCAAUCUCGAUUUGCAAUUAUACGUGGCCCAUCGCGUGCCUGGCACAUGGACACUCUCAAGCAUACCAUAUAUGCCUGCAUCAUAUUGCACAACAUGAUUGUGGAAGACGAACGACAUACAUAUGGAGGUAAUUUUGAUUACUCUUAUGAUAAUGUGGAUAUCAAUAACUCAACAACUGAAACAUUUAGCGGUCCUCAUCCGAAUCUUGCAACAAGACUACAAAGAAGAGCAAGUAUUCAAGAAAAACAAGUUCAUCGUAAACUUCAAGGAGAUCUAGUCGAAUAUAUUUGGGAACGUUUUGGAAGAUGA
Messenger RNA from Lathyrus oleraceus (garden pea), 918 nucleotides. RefSeq lists its product as uncharacterized. The record is from RefSeq and is a predicted model, not a curated record. Bases 1 to 918 code for a protein of 305 amino acids. The transcript is spliced from 5 exons. NCBI's taxonomy places the organism in Eukaryota, Viridiplantae, Streptophyta, Magnoliopsida, Fabales, Fabaceae.